AUGAACGCGCACGCUGCAAACGAUUGCUCCCCAUUACCUCUUCCCGCCUCCCCGUUUCCCCUUCCCGCCUCCCCAAUUCCCCUUCCCGACACCCCAUUUCCUCUUCCCGCUCCCCAUUACCCCUUCGCGCCUCCUCGUUUCCCCUUCCCGCUCCCCAUUACCCCUUCCUGCCUCUGCAAUUCCCCUUCCCGCCACCCCAUUUCCUCUUCUCGCUCCCCAUUAUCCCUUCCCGCCUCCUCGUUUCCCCUUCCCGCUCCCCAUUACCCUUUCCCGCCUCCCCAAUUCCCCUUCCCGCUCCCCAUUACCCCUUCCCGCCUCCCCAAUUCCCCUUCCCGCUCCCCAUUACCCCUUCUCGCCUCCCCAAUUCCCCUUCCCGCUCCCCAUUACCCCUUCCCUCCUCCCCGUGACCCCUUCCCGCUUCCCCAUUACCCCUUCCCACUCCCCAUUUCCCCUUCCCGCCUCCCCAAUUCCCCUUCCCGCCUCCCCGCUUCCCCUUCCCACUCCCGAUUAUCCCUUCUCGCCUCCCUUCUCAAACUGCCGAACACACAUCACAGUCGCCGCCCGAUCGCACAGCCUCGCUACCACCCCCUCAUCCCCCCCUUUCUCCCUCUCAUCUCCCCCCCUGCUCCCUGUCAUGUCCCCACCUUCUCUCUCUCAUGUCACCCCCUUCUCCCGCUCAUUCCCCCCCAUUCUCCCUCUCAUUUCUUCCCCUUCCCCCUCUUAUAUCUCCCCCUACUCCCUCUCAUUCCCCCCAUGAAGCCCCUCAUUCCCCCCCUUUCUCCCUCUCAUCCUCCCCCCUGCUCACUGUUAUGUCCCCCCUUCUCUCGCUCAUUUAAAUGCCACAUAACCUCCCUCUCAUUUCCCCGCAUUCCCCCCCCCUUCCCCCUCUCGUUUCCCCCCAUCUCCCUCUCCUUUCCCCACGUGCUCCUUCUCAUUCCCCCCCCCUUCUCCAUCUCGUUUCCCCCCCGCUCAUUUCCCCCCAUCUCCUUUCAUUUUCCCCCCUUCUCCCUCUCAUAUGCUUCUAACCCCUACCGUACCCUUGGAUGA
This is a messenger RNA of Closterium sp. Naga37s-1, 1047 nucleotides long. NCBI's taxonomy places the organism in Eukaryota, Viridiplantae, Streptophyta, Zygnematophyceae, Desmidiales, Closteriaceae. The record is from the annotation of a GenBank genome assembly.